Molecule: messenger RNA, 234 nt
Organism: Aspergillus clavatus NRRL 1
Lineage: Eukaryota; Fungi; Ascomycota; Eurotiomycetes; Eurotiales; Aspergillaceae
Product: NADH dehydrogenase [ubiquinone] 1 beta subcomplex subunit 3
Exons: 2
Coding region: 1-234 (77 amino acids)
Biological process (GO): electron transport chain; mitochondrial respiratory chain complex I assembly
Cellular component (GO): mitochondrion
Source: RefSeq, a predicted model, not a curated record
AUGGCCAACCCCACCGGCUUCGACAUCAGCGAAUUCAAGGCCGCCGCCUCGCCCCGGUCGGUCUGGGCCAAGAGAGAUCCCUGGGCUCGAUAUGAAGCAUGGCGGUACAACGGCCCCUUCAGCCGUUUCAACCGCUUCAAGCGGAUCUUCCCCGGCCUCGGUAUCGCCAGUGUUGCGUUCGCCGGCUACUGCGCAUACGAGCACUUCUUCCUGAAGGACGAGCACCACCAUUAG